This is a messenger RNA of Dermatophagoides pteronyssinus (European house dust mite), 3532 nucleotides long. Its product is annotated as unconventional myosin-Ia-like. Gene Ontology annotation, molecular function: actin filament binding; ATP binding; microfilament motor activity. Gene Ontology annotation, biological process: actin filament organization; actin filament-based movement; endocytosis. The record is from RefSeq and is a predicted model, not a curated record. Gene Ontology annotation, cellular component: actin cytoskeleton; microvillus; myosin complex. NCBI's taxonomy places the organism in Eukaryota, Metazoa, Arthropoda, Arachnida, Sarcoptiformes, Pyroglyphidae.
GAACAAUUGUUAACUUAUUAUUAUCAUCAUCAUCAUUAUCAGCAUUGAAUGAUUGAUUGAUUGAAAUGUCGUUAAAGUUGAUCAAACUUGGUCAACAAUAUUCAGAUCCAUCAAGGAUAAUCAUCGUACCUGAACGAACAACAUCAUCGAAUGGUCGUUAUCAUCAUUCGAAUAAUCAACAACAACAACAACAACAAUGGAAUUUAGAUUCAACACAACAAGGAACAUCGAGCCGUUGUAGUAGUAGUAAUAGUUUAUUGUUUGGUAAUGAAAUCGGAUAUCCCGAUGCAACUCGUUUAGAUGAUUUUCUUCGCAAUGAUUCUUUUCUACAGAAUCUUAAAGUUCGUUUUUUAAAUAAAAAAAUCUAUACAUGCAUUGAAUCCACUGUGAUAGCCAUCAAUCCAUACGAAUCACUGCCAUUGUAUUCGGCCGAAGUGAUUGCUGCCUAUGAACAUCAUAACAUAUUGUCACUGCCACCACACAUCUAUGCAUUAUGUGAGUUUGUUCUACACUGUCUCAAGGAACGUAAUACCGAUCAAUGUAUAAUUUGUUCAGGUGUAUCCGGAUCUGGAAAGACAGAAUCAUUCAAGUUUGCAUUGAAUUAUUUCAUCAAUGGUUCAAGUGAACGUUGUGAAUUAAAUCAAAUCAAAACCCGAUUCAAUUCGAUUCCAAUUGUUCUUGAAGCAUUCGGAAAUGCCAACACCGAAAACAAUACUAAUUCGACUCGUUUAUUUUAUACUCUUGAAGUUGAUUUUGAUUUUCUGGGCGAUCCAUUAGGUGGACAAAUAGAUGAUUAUUUUAUCGAAAAAACUCGUGUUUCUAAACACGAAAUCUAUGGAUACAAUUUUCAUAUAUUUUACCAGCUUAUUGGAGGUGCUGGACCUAAUUUAUUAAAAUAUCUUAAAUUAAAACGAAACAUUGAAACUUAUCAUCUACUUAAAGAUCGACCAUCAGAUCAAUAUGCUAACAAUGGUCAACAUCAUGUUAAUGAAUUCCAAAAAACUAAGUCGACAUUACAAUUGCUCGGAUUCACUGCCAACGAAAUUAUCGAAAUUUUACAAAUAUUAGCCUUCAUAUUGAAACUUGGAAAUGUUCAAUUUUUACGAAAAGCCAAUAUCGAUAGUACGGAAGGUUGUACCAUCUUUAAUGAUUAUGAAAUUCAUGAAAUAUGUGAUAUGUUUAAUUUGGAUUCGGCCAUAUUUCUUAAAUCAUUUACUCAUAAAAUGGUUAAAAAUCAAUCGGAAAUGUUUAUCACUGAAUUAUCGGCUAAUUCAGCAACCAAAAUACGAAAUACUUUGUGUAAAGCUCUGUAUUUUCGUUUGUUUACGUGGAUCAUUGAAAAAAUUAAUGAAUCAAUCAAGACUAAGCCAUCAUUGAAUCUAAGUCGAAAUAAUUUGUCCCUGUAUGAUUUUUUCGGUUUUGAAAAUUAUUAUAUUAAUUUUUUCGAACAACUACUGGCCAAUUAUUUGGAUGAAAAAAUUGUUCAAAUUUUCAUUGACACCAAUUUUCGUCAAAAGCAAGAAGAAUAUUUGCGCGAAGAUAUUGGUUGGACGGAAUUGAAUCUUUCAACAAAUGAUCCAAUCUGUCAUUUCAUUGAUCGACCUCGAACAGGAAUAUUCUCCAUAUUGAAUAUAGCGUCAUCAAAAUCAAUUUAUUUUCGUGAAGAAAUUUUCAUGAAAGAAUUGAAUGAACAAUGUGGUAAAGAUUUGCAUUACAUACAGAUCAAUAAUCCUGUUCAUUUGGACAAUGAUGGUAAUGGAUAUUUCCUUCACAGUCUUCCAUAUCGCCGUCGCGUUUCUACCGGUGACAUUUCAGCUCAAUCCGUUCCUCAACUUUGUUUUGGCAUUCGUCAUUUUAAUGAAAAUGCGGUGUACAGUAUAAAUGGUUUCAUUGAAAAAAAUGCCGAACAUUUAAAUAGGAAUUGGUCACAAUUUUUCUUCGAAUCUAAUCAUCAAAUGUUGCAAAAAUUAUUUCCCGAAGGUAACCCUUUAAAAAAAUGCCUAAGAAAGCCAAUCACUUUGGCAAAUCAAUUUUCCAUUGCAAUCGAAUCAAUGAUUGCCAAACUAAAUAACAAAGAGAUACAUUAUGUAAUGUGCAUUAAACCAAAUCGAUUGAAGAUGCCCAAUAUAUUCGAUGAUGAAUACGUUUAUAAACAAUUGUCAAGUCAUUUCAUUAUCGAACAUGGCGAAUUUUUACGUCGUGGUUAUGUUUAUUGUGAAAAAUAUAGCCUAUUCUUUAAACGUUUUCGAAUUCUUUCUCGGUUGACAUGGCCUUAUUGGAAAGGUUCCGUUGUCAACGGCGUUUUCACCUUUAUUCAACACAAUAAUUUCCUUAAAACUAGCCUAAACGAUUUCAAAUUUGGAAAGACAAAAGUUUUUAUUAAACAUUUAAAAACUUUUGUUGAACUCGAAGAACUUCGUAUCAUCAAACUAGACAAAAUAGCAGUGAUCAUACAGAAAAACGUAAGAAAAUGGUUACAGAUGAGAAAAUUUUGUCGCAUGAUUGUUAGUCAAAUCAAAAUAUCCCGAUGUUUCAGAAGAUGGAAGGUAGUACAACAGAUCAAAAAGAUUAUCAUUAAAUUCUUAUGUUUAAAUUAGCGUCGACGUUAUCUACUUUGGCUUUAUCGACAUUUGCCUUCACCAUCACCAAUCGAUCAUGGAUGGCCUUCUGCACCACGGUCCAUGCGACAAACAUCUGAAAUGCUUCGAAAAUUGCACCACAAAUGGAGGUGUCAACGGUAUCGACGUUUUUUUGAUCAAAACAAUCGUAAUAGAAUGCGUGAAAAAGUUACAGCUAUGAUGUUGUUUAAGAAUCGAAAGGCAUCAUAUUUGAGUUCAGUUGCACAUCCAUUUCGUGGUGAUUAUAUCCGUUUAAGACAAAAUGUUAAAUGGAAACGAUUGUUACCAACAUUAGGAGAUGUAUAUGUUGUAUUUGCCGAUCUGGUCAGCAAAAUAACUAAACGAUGUGGAAAGGAACAGUUCAUUCAUAAAGUGAUGGUUAUUACAACUACAUCGUUUAUCGUAUUGGAUGGCAAAACCAUGCAAAUCAAUCAAAAUGUUCAACUUAGUUCGAUAUACAAGAUAUCAACCAGUCCGUAUAUGGAUAAUAUACUCGUCAUACACAUCCUAACGGAUCAACAAGGUAUCAAUACUCGAGCAUUGAUAUUAGAAUCUGUACAUUUAAUCGAAUUGAUUACCAAACUAUAUUUGGUUAUUCAAAAUACAUCAAGCAAAGGACCUAUUAUAGAAAUAUCACCCGAAUUUCAGAUCUACACUGGAAAGGAAACAUUGGUCUUGGUAUUUAAAAAUCAUAGUACAACACAAUUGGUAACAUCAUCGUCGACACCAUCUUCAUCAUCGCAAGUAAAAAUUCAUAGGAAAUCAAAUCGAAUGGAAAUUACAAUCUAAAAUUCGGUUAGCCAAUUAAAAUCAAGUGCCAAUACCGGAAUCUUUUCACCUUACAAACAGAAUAGAAUGAGACAAAACUUUUUGCUUUUUUUUGUUGUCGUUGUUGCUCAAAACUAUACAUAAAC